AAAUGGGGAGCGAGUGUCUACAACUGCUGUUUUUACAAAUUAACACAGCGGAGGUGUUGUGCUGGAGGUGUUAAGUGUUUGUGUUCCCCCUGCUGCCUCUGUGUGAGUGACAUGUUUUACCGCGAACUUGCGGUUUCAUUGCGCUUCUGGACAUGUUUUGAAUGCUUUUAUUCUGAAAUGCUCGAGGCGGAAAAGGUUGUUGCUACAAGGAAGAUAACACAGCGUGCCUUCUGUUGCUUGCCGGACCAUUUGAAACACGUUGAGCUCAAACUGAGGAUGACUGACUCAUCACUUCUCAACUCUGAGCUGGAGUUACAGCAACAAGAGGAACUCUACCAGCAGAUGCUGCUGCAGACGAUGGGAAAGCUGCAGUCGGAAUCUCCAGAUUCCACACUAAUCCGGCCUCAACCAGGUCUGUGUGUGAAGACGUUCUCGGAGCCAGGCAAGCAGAAGGUUUUCAUAAACAUCUGCCAGUCGACCUCUGUCCCGCCGCCCCCUGAUCUCUCCAGAGAGGAGCUCGUGCAGCUGCUCCAGUCGGAGGAUCCCAGCGGCUACAGAGUUCCGAUGAGCCUGGGAGAGCCGCAUGCAGAAACUGACAACAACUCUCAGGGUUGCACAGCCUAUGACGUCGUCAUCAACCAGGACUUCUUCCAGAAGAGCCAGAAGGAUCCUCUGUUCCAGCAGUUUGUUAUCUUGGUGUCUGUGGAGGGCCUGGAGAAUAAAUACAGCCUGGAGCUAAACAGAGACUGGAAAGUGCUGAAGAACAGAAAAUUCCUUGGCUCCGUCAGUGAGCAGAACAUCCGGAUGAAGAGCAGGCCGGUGAUCCAGGAACUGCAGCCUCAGGAAAACGGCCCGGCAUGUGUUAAAAGACCAGAAUGCUCGCUGUUGGUGGAGCCCCCCACUGGACACCCUGAGUACCUCAUUGCAGAGAUAAAGCUCCCUGGAGUGUCAUCAUCUCGCUCUCUGGUUCUGGACGUCGGAGAGGACCGGCUGGUGUUGACGGCGCGACCGUCGCUCUACCACCUCGACAUCUUCCACCCGUUCUUGGUUGACCAGGACAACAGUGUGGCGCAGUACAACAAGAGCACACAGAUUCUCACAGUCACCAUGCCAGUGGGCUCAUCAGGGCCAUGAAGCUGCUGAAGAAUCAUAUUUUUUCUUAUAAAAAAUGCUGUGACAAUAAAAGUUGUUUAUUGGUAAAAAGUGAAAUCUGUUUCUAAUUUUAUUUACUAAUUAAAUCCUACUCAUUGUGUGACUCGUGACGCCUUUAAAAAGUUAGCGCAAUUAAUUGCUGUUUUUUUGUUUGCUUUGUGUUUCAACACAUAAAAAAGUUCAGAGCAGAACCUUUAUACUUGUGUGUUUCUGGUAUGUCAUUAAUCUUAACGGACAGGUGACGUCUGCAGAUGGCAAUGGUCGACAGAGUUCUCUUGGCCAACUUUUGAUUCAAAAAAUCGAUUUGAUUGGACGCUGCAAAAAUCUGUUAUGGAGCCAUUAGCCUGCUAGCAAUUGCUACCUUUCUUACAAAUGCUACCAUCAUGAUAGCAUUUAACAAAACACAUUUGUUCCUUGGGUCAGAAUUGGUUACUGUGUUAUGUUUUUAUCAUGUGAAGGACUUUCAACUGCCUUGUUGCGAAAUCUGCUAUACAAAUAAACCCAACUUGGUCAGUCACAUUUCAAUAACAUGAUAAAGUUUGUGGUUGAUUUUUUCGAGACAAAUGUAUAUCUAUGUGUAUGUAUGUUUGCUUGUAAAUAAAAAUAUUACAUGA
Messenger RNA from Poecilia latipinna (sailfin molly), 1766 nucleotides. RefSeq names its product PIH1 domain containing 1 (gene pih1d1). Gene Ontology annotation, biological process: box C/D snoRNP assembly; rRNA processing. Lineage: Eukaryota; Metazoa; Chordata; Actinopteri; Cyprinodontiformes; Poeciliidae. The coding region runs from base 112 to 1134 and encodes 340 amino acids. The record is from RefSeq and is a predicted model, not a curated record. Gene Ontology annotation, cellular component: R2TP complex; cytoplasm; ribonucleoprotein complex. The transcript is spliced from 11 exons.